This is a messenger RNA of Diospyros lotus (date-plum), 3463 nucleotides long. RefSeq lists its product as uncharacterized. The coding region runs from base 291 to 2894 and encodes 867 amino acids. The record is from RefSeq and is a predicted model, not a curated record. The transcript has 8 exons. NCBI's taxonomy places the organism in Eukaryota, Viridiplantae, Streptophyta, Magnoliopsida, Ericales, Ebenaceae.
UCUACCUACUCAACUCUCUCUCUCUCUCUCUCUCUCUCUCUGGUUUCCGUUCGGUUUCAGCUUUCAGGAACUGAACAGCUAGGGUUUCCUGGAUCCAUCGACUUGGAAAGUGAAAAACUGGACGGAGAUUCAAAGGAUGGAAGAAAAUGACGUGCUUUUUUCUUUUAUCGAUUCGUGCAGCAGAGGCAAAGAAUCUAGAUCGCGUUUGAUGGUUAUCCUAAUUCAAUUUUGCGACGUUUUGGCGAUCUGAUCAUCAAGGUUGAACAUUGUAAUUUUUAGCGGAUUAAAUAAUGGCUGUUGCUGGUUUCCAGAAUGUUUCCAUGUUUGAUUCUUCCUUUCAUAGGGAGUCUCGGUCUCCACUCUCAAGGCGGUGGGCUAAUCAUGAUAGGCCAAGCGCCCGGGCAUCCUCUCUUCUCCAGAUGUGGCGGGAGAUUGAGGGUGAACACGUGGUGAAUCGUUCCCAAUUGAGAGUCGGAGAUAGACUACCGCAGGAGACAAUUGAUGGAUUGAGCUCUAAUCCUGUGAAUACAUAUUUUUCUGAGAGGCAAGAUAAUCACGGUGGAGAUAGCUUAGAGAAUGGCACUGAGAAUGCAAAUGAGUGCCAAGCAUGGCCCCAAGGCCAAAUGGGGUUGCAGAAUGAUAACGAGGAGGGGAACAGUUCCAGCUCGGAGCAGUCCAUUGAUUUUGGGGAGGCUGAAAGGGGAAGAGUGAGGCAAAUAUUCCAGGGGUGGAUGAACAAUGGAUCCACAGGCCAUGCAUCCAAUUGCUCCCAAGCGAACAGAAAUUUAAGGGCACAACAGCUUGAAGAAAACGAAUAUGAGAGAGUCAGAAAUGUAAGGGAGUGGGUGAGAUUGACUAGCCAGCAGAGAGGCACUUGUAGUAGCGGCGAAGGACAAGCUGCUGAAAUUGCUACAAGGGUUCACAAUGGAUUUUUUGUUAAUCAGCGGGAGUUCGGUGCUCGAAGGAACAUCCGCAAAUUAUGUGGCAGACAGGCUUUGGUUGAUUUGUUGGCAAGGGCUAAGCAGGAGAGGCAAAGAGAACUCCAGCAUCUGUUGGAGCACCGGCCUGUGUCUGAUUUUGCUCACCGCAAUCGUAUCCAGUCCUUAUUGAGAGGUAGAUUCUUGCGAAGUGGAAGAUUGGUCCAGGAUAAGAAGCCCUCAUCUUUAGCAGCAAAUGAAUUGGGUUUACUAAGACAAAGGCAUACUGUGGCAGGUUUAAGGGAAGGAUUCCUCUCCAGAUUGGACAAUUUUGACCGCUGUCCAUCUGUCAGUGCCAGGUCUGAUACCUCAUCUAACAUUGACAUAAAUAACUUUGUAAAUGAAAACUCUCAAACAAACAGUUUACAAGUCAACCUUAACGUAAACCAAGAAUGGUUUGGACCUAGAAAUGGGGUAAGAGACACCAACCAGUCAUGCACCUUUCCAUUAGAAGGUGACACUGGUCAAGAUACAAUAAAUUGGCAGGAAGCGACAGCUCAAGAAGAACAAUAUGUACGGAAUUUUGAAAAUGAAGAAAAUAGACUUCCAUCAUCCAGUUCGGUGUCCAUUGGAAAGAACAGUGGUAUAGGGGAGAAUAUUGGUGAAAGCUGUGGGGAAGGUGUUGCAAACUCUUGGCCACAAAAUUCAGGAGUUGAAGGUCAAGAAGAACAUGUACAACGUCAUCAACUAAGUAGUCAUGAAGUACCUGAACGCUGUGAGCCCAUUGGUGAGGAAUGUGAACAAACUGUGCUUAGUGGCGAGGAAUUUGAGGUGCUUGUAUCAUUGAAUCAUGCAGAUAACCACGAGAGCAGUACAACAGAAGGAAUGCAUUGGCCGCCUACGUCUGUACAAGUAGAAGAGCGGCGGGAACCAUUUACUGAUAAUGCAGACAGUGACUGGCAACCAGAAAAUGAUUAUGAAUUUAGUGAAUGGAGAGAUGAUGACGAUGGGGAAGGCACAUAUGUAAAUGAGAGUGAAGGAACUGCUAAUGACUGGGUUGAGGGAACAUUGGGGACUGAAGGAGGAGGAGAAGAACAUCACGUGCAGGAAUUGCAUGGAGGAUGGCAUGAUAAUGAUCUGCUGGAGGCUACGGAUAAUUUCUUAGAUGAGCCGUUUUCUUGGCAAGCAACUCCAGCUGGAAGGUUUAGUACAUCUUAUUUCCCAGAUGAUGAUAACACGUAUAGUUCAGAGAUUAGAGAACUUCUAAAUAGGAGAAGCGUCUCUAACCUUCUUCAAAGUGAUUUCCGUGUGAGUCUUGACCAGCUGAUUCAAUCAUAUGCUGAAAGGCAAGCUCAUGCCUCCGACAACUGGGAGCCGGAUGGGACAUCACUUUCUCCAGGCUCUCCUGCAUUGGUAGAGGAAGAUGUGCAGGACAGUGGAGCUCAAGACCAGGGUCAGUCGGAUGUUGCUGAGGGGGCUUCACUUGCUCUCCCCGCACAGCCAUUCACUCCUCAGCCUUUCUGGGACCAGGAGUUGCUAGAUGAUAAUUGGUCACAGAAUCACUCGCGCCAUGGCCUGGGAAUUGAGUGGGAGAUCAUCAAUGAUUUGAGGAUUGACAUGGCUAGGCUUCAGCAGCGGAUGAACAACAUGCAAAGGAUGCUGGAGGCCUGCAUGGAUAUGCAGCUUGAAUUGCAGCGCGCUGUUAGACAAGAGCUUUCUGCUGCUCUCAACAUGUCUGCUGGUUCAACAGUGAGCGAUGAUGAUGAGAAUUUGAAAGCAGAUCAAUCCAAAUGGGAUCAUGUGAGGAAAAGAAUUUGUUGCAUAUGCUGUGAUAAAAACAUAGAUUCUUUACUAUACCGAUGCGGGCACAUGUGCACGUGUUCAAAAUGUGCAGACAAGCUGGUCCAAAGAGGAGGAAAGUGUCCAAUGUGCCAAGCGCCUGUUGUCGAGAUGAUUCGUGCCUAUUUCGCCCAAUAAUAAGUUGACAUGAAAUAUCUAUGCAUCAUCUGCAGCUGGUGAUGGCAUAUACGUGAUUUGUUUUUGGAAUGAAUCCAUCCGAAUAAGUUAAGUUAUUGAAUUGGGUAUUUUUUUCAUCCAAUUUCUAUGGAGUUGAAGAUUGUUCUCUCUCCUUCCAUUUCCAUGGCGAGGCGGACUAUUACCAUUUCGUUGAUAUCAGCCAAAUCCCAGACAACACAGACUGCUUGCUUCUCGCUUCGCUUCACUUCACUUCACAUACUAUUUUUAAGACGCAAAGUAAAUAAAGGAUCGAAUGGAUCCGGCUUUGCCAUGUGUUGGAGAAGCCUGUGGUACAGAGGUCAGGUUCUGUCUUGCUGAGCCUUUGUGUGUAAGCUUCAACGUGAAAAGCUAUUGCAGAAAGACACUUGCAAUCUCGGUGGUGUAAAUCUACAAUCUUAACGUCACUUCACUAACUUGAAUAUUCAGUGUUUUUGCCAUAUCCCUUAAUUUGUUGACAAUGACUUGGAUGCGAUGUAUAACGGUUCUUCUACAUCUUGCAAAUUGAAGUUGGUAUGUUAAUCCAGCCUAAG